CCCCAAAAUAGGCUCAAGCACCAUGUGAUAGCAAUUCCAAUCAGCACCCGGGCAGAUGGAAGUUACAUCUCCAGCCUUAUUUCCUCAAGUUAUUCACGAAGGACCGCAAGGGACUUAUCGUCGAGUCCUAAACAAUUGUAUUUUAACGUCUCGGCUUUUGGAAGGGAAUUCCAUCUGAGGCUGAGACCUAACACCCGUCUAAUAGCUCCUGGGGCAGUGGUGGAGUGGUAUAAAGAUUCUGUGGAAGCCAAAAAUGGAACUAGCGGUCGGACUGAAACCAUCAUGGACACGGUGUGGAAAAAGGAAUCUCUGUGGACCAACUGUGCCUAUGUUGGAGAUCUUGUGGAUAUUCCAGGAGCUUCGGUCGCUGUUAGCAACUGCGAUGGUCUGGCUGGAAUGAUCAAAGCGGGUGAAGAUGAAUUCUUCAUUGAACCGCUGGAGAAAGGCAAACAAAUGGAUGAAGAAAGAGGGAGGCCCCAUAUGGUCUAUCGGAGGUCUGCAGUUGCACAAAGUCCAACGGACGCCGUUCCCGACUUCCACAGCGAAGAAUCUGACUUCCGAGGCCCGCACAGUCUUGAUUCCACUUAUACAAGCAUCGAACAACAACUGAACGAGACGCUGAGGCAGCGCAGGCAUGCCGGUGAGGAUGAUUACAAUAUUGAGGUGCUUCUUGGUGUGGACGACUCUGUGGUCCGAUUCCAUGGCAAAGAACACGUGCAGAACUACCUCCUCACCCUGAUGAAUAUAGUGAAUGAAAUUUACCAUGAUGAAUCCCUAGGGGUCCACAUCAAUGUUGUGUUGGUUCGUAUGAUGAUGUUGGGCUAUGCCAAGUCAAUCAGCCUAAUCGAAAGAGGAAAUCCGUCAAGGAGCCUGGAGAACGUGUGUCGUUGGGCUUACCAGCAACAGAAAGCCGAUCCCAGUCAUUCGGAGCACCACGAUCAUGCCAUAUUUCUUACUAGACAAGAUUUUGGGCCGGCGGGAAUGCAAGGAUAUGCUCCAGUAACAGGCAUGUGUCACCCCGUCCGGAGCUGUACUCUUAACCAUGAAGAUGGAUUUUCUUCAGCUUUUGUGGUUGCCCACGAAACUGGCCACGUCUCAUACGACUGUCUUCUUGAUGACCCCUUUGAGCACGACUGGCCUAGACUUCCCGAACUGCCAGGGAUCAAUUAUUCCAUGGACGAGCAGUGCCGCUUUGAUUUUGGAGUUGGCUACAAAAUGUGCACGGCGUUUCGGACUUUUGACCCCUGUAAACAAUUGUGGUGCAGUCAUCCAGACAACCCCUACUUUUGCAAGACAAAGAAGGGGCCUCCGCUUGACGGGACAGAGUGUGCUCCCGGUAAAUGGUGCUACAAAGGUCACUGCAUGUGGAAGAACACCAACCAGCUGAAACAAGAUGGCAACUGGGGAGCGUGGACAAAAUUCGGCUCCUGCUCCCGAACGUGUGGGACGGGUGUGCGCUUCAGGACCAGACAGUGCAACAAUCCCAUGCCAGUUAAUGGAGGCCAAGAUUGUCCUGGCGUCAAUUUCGAAUACCAGCUCUGCAACAUGGAAGAGUGUCCAAAACUUUACGAGGACUUCCGAGCCCAGCAGUGUCAACAGCGCAACUCGCAUUUUGAGUAUCAAAACAGCAAGCACCACUGGCUGCCGUACGAACAUCCAGAUGCCACCAAAAGGUGCCAGCUGUACUGCCAGUCCAGAGAGACAGGAGAUGUUGCUUACAUGAAGCAGCUGGCCCACGAUGGAACCCGCUGUUCAUACAAAGACCCAUUCAGCAUCUGUGUGCGGGGAGAGUGUGUGAAAGUCGGCUGUGACAAGGAGAUUGGAUCUAACAAAGCGGAAGACAAGUGUGGCGUAUGCGGGGGAGAUAACUCUCAUUGUCGGACAGUAAAAGGGACCUUCACCCGAACCCCCAAGAAGCCUGGCUACCUUAAGAUGUUUGACAUCCCACCGGGUGCUAGACAUGUGGCUGUCCAAGAAGACGAGGCUUCCCCUCACAUUCUUGCCAUUAAGAACCAGGCAACGGGGCAUUAUAUUCUCAACGGCAAAGGAGAAGGUUCCAGCUCUCGUUCAUUCAUUGAUCUUGGCAUAGAAUGGGAGUAUCACAUCGAAGAUGACAUAGAAACCCUUCAGACUGAUGGCCCAUUGCAUGAUGCCAUUGUUGUGUUGUAUCACAUUGAAGAUGACAUAGAAACCCUUCAGACUGAUGGCCCAUUGCAUGAUGCCAUUGUUGUGUUGGUCAUUCCCCAGGACAACGAUACACAAUCCAGCCUCACUUACAAAUACAUCAUCCACGAAGACUCUGUGCCCAACGUCAACAGCAACAACGUCCUUCAAGAAGAACUGGACACCUUCGAGUGGGCCUUGAAGAGUUGGUCUCAAUGUUCCAAGCCUUGUGGAGGAGGGUUCCAAUACACCAAGUACGGAUGCCGCAGGAAGAGUGAUAACAAGAUGGUCCACCGGGGCUUCUGUGAGGCCAGCAAAAAGCCGAAGCCUAUUCGCCGGAUGUGCAAUCUCCAAGAGUGUACACAGCCCUUCUGGGUAGCAGAAGAAUGGGAGCAUUGCACUAAAACCUGUGGGAUGUCCGGUUAUCAGAUCAGGAUGGUGCGUUGCAUUCAGCCGCUCCACGAUGGUGCAAACCGCUCCGUUCAUUUCAAGUACUGCAGUGGUGAUCGGCCUGAGAGUCGCAGGUCUUGUAACAGAACACCGUGUCCUGCGCAGUGGAAGACCUGGCCGUGGAGUCCAGGGCCUGUCCGGCGCUGGCUGCUUCUCCUCCUGCCUAGGCAGGUGUCCGGGGACAAGGGCGUGGCGCACCCUGCGAUCUGCGCCUAG
Molecule: messenger RNA, 2829 nt
Organism: Pogona vitticeps (central bearded dragon)
Lineage: Eukaryota; Metazoa; Chordata; Lepidosauria; Squamata; Agamidae
Source: RefSeq, a predicted model, not a curated record